AUGAGUACAAUAGACGAUGAAGAUGACGCUUGGUCAUAUUCAUUCCCUCCAUCAUUGGAUUCGCUACCAUUGAAGAAAGCCGAAGAAGGAGGGCAAGAAAGUAAUGAUAAUAAAAAGGAAGAAAGUAAUGGAAGACCAUCGCUUCUGAUAUCUACUAAUAAUGGAAAUUCAGCGUUCAAUCAAGAUGAGAAGAAACCAUUGAAUGGUGAAAAUGGUGCUGAUGUUGAAUCACAAAUUUCAUCUUCCUCAUCUACUGAACGACAAGCUUCUCGAUCUUCAUUAUCAUUACAAUCUCCUUUCACGCAGAAAUCAACACCAGCAGAUCCAAAGACAACCAAACAUGAUGCCAAUUCCAUAAUAUCAAAAGAUUCUUCAGGAAAUGGUUUAUUCCAAGAUUCUAUUAAUAAAGAAGAUACAGAAAGUUCCAUCAAAACCAGUUUCUUUCUGAAUCUUAGUAAUUCGGUAGGAUUUCAAGUUCAAAGUAUAGAGGGAUCAGAUCAACGAGAAUUAUUAGGAUCUCCAAGAAGUGCAGAUGGGAAUGUUUUUGGUUCACCAAAAUCUCCAAAAAUAAUCACUUAUAGAAAAUCAAAUCGAACUAUCAGUGAAGGUGAUUUCAGUCCAAUACUUGAUGCUCCAGAAAAUGUCCCCUCUGAGAAAUAUGAUCCUAGAUUAUAUUCCGAUGAAUUCUUUUCUUCUACUAGUUAUAGAUAUGCUUCUAUGAAAAGAAAUGUUGAAUUUCAUCAACUCUUUAGAUCAAUUGAUUUAACGGAUAGACUAUUAGAUGACUUCGCAUGUGCUUUAAGUAGAGAAAUAUUAUUACAAGGAAGAAUUUAUAUAAGUGAGACUUACGUUUGCUUUAAUUCAAAUUUAUUAGGUUGGGUAACAAAUUUGAUAAUACCUAUUCAAGAUAUAAUAGGAUUUGAGAAGAAACAUACCGCAGGACUUUUCCCUAAUGGAAUAGCCAUAGAAACCAAAGAUACGAAGCAUACAUUUGCCAGUUUUAUUUCACGGGAUUUUACCUAUGAUUUUAUAACCACAGUUUGGGAAGAGAGUACAGGAUUGAAAUUAGAUGAUCCAGAUGAAACAAACAACAGCUCAGUCAACAAUGAAGGUACGCCCAGAUUAAGUGUAGAUGAUGAUAAAGUUCAAGAUGCAUAUUCACCAAGAAUAACGAAUUAUAUUAUGUCAAUUGAUGAAACAGAAGCUGAGAAUUAUACUGAAGGCGAUGCAAGUGAAGAAGAAGACGAGGAGGAGGAUGGCGACGAUGAAGAUGAAGAUGAAGAUGAAGGGUAUGAAGAGUAUAUGGGUGGUGAAGUAAUAAAUGGUACUACUUCAAAUAGGUCUUCUCUCGAUCAACAAAAAAUUACAAUCAAUAAGCUUUUAAGGUUUACACCAAAUUCAAAUUAUAAAAGCAUUGGACCUGAUUCCCAUUCUCCGACCGAAGUAGGCGAUUCGUUCACUCCAGAAACCAAUGAAAUUGAGCUUUGUGAUGAGAUUAUUGAUGCUCCCUUAGGUGUAGUGUUUGCUGUUGCAUUCAGUGAUUCAAAUACUUCGUACCAUAGAAGAUUCAUUGAAACUCAUGAUGGAUCGGAGCUUUCCGAGUACAAUGUUUUCCACCCUAUGGAAGAUGAUCCCACGAGAUCAGAAAGGAAGUAUACUUACAGACGAGCAUUGGGUUACUCGAUCGGUCCCAAGUCUACCAAAUGUGAAGUAAGUGAAGUUAUAGAACAUUUGAACUUUGCCGAUUACAUCAACGUUGUGACAACUACAGCCACUCCAGAUGUUCCUCUGGGUAAUUCAUUCACGGUAAAGACUCGAUAUAUAUUCACAUGGGCCGAAAAUAAUAAAACCAAUUUAAAAAUGUCAUUUUUCAUCAAAUGGACAGGUACAUCAUGGAUUAAAGGAGUAAUAGAAAAGCAAUCCUUAGCGGGUCAAAAAGCUGUGGUAAGUGAUUAUAUCGAAGGAUUGAAGAAGGAAAUAGAUGAGAACACAUCAUAUGUUGAAGGCUUGUCUCUUUCAGAACCUAUCUUGGAAGAGGUUCCUCAACCAGUCACUGUUACACCUGUUAAGAUUAAGAAACCGAAAGAAGUCAAAAAGCCUUCUCCAGCCAGUGCUUUCUUCAAGAACAAUCUUGUUUACCUUGGUUAUUUGAACUUGUCAUUCUUUGUAUUAUUGUUAGUCAUUCUUUUGAGACUAUUCACGGUUGUCAGUGAAUCGAAUGAACUUAUAAAGAGUCAAGUUUUAAUCAAUAGUCAUUUAAUAUAUGCAAUUCAAGGCAUAUCUACGAAUCAAAUAGAUGAUGUAAUCGCCGGUGAUAAUGAAAAGAAUGAAUUAUGGAAAUGGGUAGAUCAAACAUAUGGAAAGAAAUUAAGUCCUGUUGAGAAAGUUAAAUUCUUAACUUAUCAAUUACAGAAUAUAUAUCAAGAUGAUUUUGACAAAGAAAAGAAGAAAAAGAAAAAGUCAACUUUCAACGAUAUCAAACAACUGGUUAAAGAGUUCAAAUACCAAGAUUAUCUUAAGGUAGAUAACAUUCCCAAAGCUAUUAAGGAGCAAUUGAUAUAGAUAAAAGUACGGUGAUAAAAACAACAAAAUUAACGAAUUUAUGAUAUGAAAUAAAAAAAUUGGAGAGAUUAAUACAGUAUUUAUGAUAUGUAC
Molecule: messenger RNA, 2655 nt
Organism: Scheffersomyces coipomensis
Lineage: Eukaryota; Fungi; Ascomycota; Pichiomycetes; Serinales; Debaryomycetaceae
Exons: 2
Coding region: 1-2562 (853 amino acids)
Biological process (GO): intracellular sterol transport
Cellular component (GO): plasma membrane; endoplasmic reticulum membrane; endoplasmic reticulum-plasma membrane contact site
Molecular function (GO): sterol transfer activity; sterol binding
Source: RefSeq, a predicted model, not a curated record